Messenger RNA from Xenopus laevis (African clawed frog), 3664 nucleotides. It is a transcript of the gene sat2.S, whose product is annotated as thialysine N-epsilon-acetyltransferase. The record is from RefSeq and is a predicted model, not a curated record. Bases 819 to 1361 code for a protein of 180 amino acids. The transcript has 6 exons. Lineage: Eukaryota; Metazoa; Chordata; Amphibia; Anura; Pipidae.
ACAUGAUUCAAAUACUGUGUGUGGAUGUUGUGCAACUGUAGCAGAGCUGUAACAUGUGGCUGAGGUGAGUGGCUCUGGGAGGCCUUUAUUAGCCUCCGUUUCUCUUCUUCCAUCCACUCGACUUUUCCCAAGGUCUGUUUCUUCAGUUCUUCUAUGGUCUCUUCCCCCAGAUGUGCCUCUCGACUGGGGGCUGCUGUCACCUUCACUUCUCCGUCCUUGAUUGGAACAGCCUGGCCAUAUGUUAGUAGCCUUCCCGAGGGGCCAAGGACCUGUCCCAAGCCGCAGGUUGUUCUGACUCCUGCCAGAUGAUCUAGUGGGGGGCACUAGACUAUGAAAUAUCUGGGGAUCAGCUGAGCCAAUCAGAACUAAAGAAAUGGAACUAGACCUUAUUUCAAUAGCAAAUUGCACCAGUGAUGGGGGGGGGGGCAAGGUGUACUUUCUGCUGUAUGUACAAUAAUAUGCGACCAAUCGUAUCUGCCCUCCUCCCACGUCUCAUUCCCAACCCAAGGGGGUAAAUAAGCACUUGCCCCUCCCCUUGCUGAUGUAACUGCCCCCGGGGCUUCUCACUCCACGUUGGAACAUUGGUGCAGGGAGUUGUUUCCAUUCAGGAACCCCCCGAGGUGCAGGAUCAGAUGUCUCCCCCCAGCUGAGUAUGUGGGAGCCCCGGGGGUUUGUACAGGGGGGGGUGUACAUUUCACACCAGGGUUUAUUGACAUGAGCCGGAAUCCUAUAGUGUAAAUCCGGGAGGGGGCUGGAUAAUGUAGCCGACUCCCCCCUAUAAUAAGAGUUGUGCAGGGUUGCAGGGAGUAGCAGGUACAAUGACAACUCCCUGCAGGGUGAGAGCGGCACAUGCGGGGGACUGUGAGGAGAUCAUGAGAAUGAUUCAGGAACUGGCGCAAUAUGAGGAAAGACUGAAUGAAAUGGAGAACUCAGUAGAAGCUCUGAGGCAAGAUGGUUUUGAGGAGGCCCCUUUCUUCUCCUGUAUGGUGGCAGAACUGCUGGAGGGAGAAGGGACAGGCCCCACACUGGUGGGAUACUCCAUAUUCUUCCGCAAGUACAGCUCCUACACUGGCCGGGCCCUCUUCAUGGACGAUCUGUUUGUCAGGCGCCACUACAGGGGCAAAGGGAUUGGUUCCCAGCUCCUCGCAUCUGUAGCACAGGAGUGUCUGUUACUCGGCUGUCCUGAACUUCAGUUCCACGUCCUUGUGAGGAACACGCCGGCCAUCAAGUUCUACUUCUCCCGAGGGGCCAAGGGCCUUUAUACGAAUGAAAGAUUCCAUCUGUUGCGAUUCCAGACUAAUGAUCUGCAGCGAAUGGUUUUGUCUUUGGAAGAGCCUGGGUCUCUGCAGUUUGGGGUGUAGGUGCACAUCACCCCUCAAACCAUUGGACAGUUCAUUACUCAUUCAGCCAAAUGUUCUUUGGUAUUUUCUGAAAAUGACAAUUAGGAAUGUUAGUGAAACACCUAAAUGUUAAUUAGGAAAUGUAAUUAGUUACAUAGGAAGGACAUUGGCCAAAGGUGGUGCAAUCUAAUCUCUCUGCGCACAGUUUGGGAUAAAUGUUAAAUAGGGGUCAAGUCUCAAUGAAAAAGCUUGCUUGUUGUCUCCCAAUGGCCCUUGUAGAAAGGUCUCAUAUUGACUGAACAUAUGGAGGUCAAAUAAACCAAAUCUGUUCCUCCAUCAAUUUUGCAUGCUUUUUACCAAUAGCACCCCUUUUCUCUGCCAAGACCUAAGCACAGGGUCAGGCACUAGGAGCAGAUGUAAAUGUGAGGUCCCAGCCCUUCCAUCCAACCUCAAAACUUCCACUGUGCCAACUUCAGUUUGUUGACUUCUUUAGCCAAGCUGGUUCCAUUGCCAUUUGUAGAUGAACAUUAAAGGGGAACCAUGAAUAAAAAGAAACAUUUAAUGCUUUGUCUCAUGAAAAUCAUAAGAGCAAACCCUGUAAUAGUGGAGGUCCAACAAAUGAUAUGGAGUUAUUUGCCAUAUACCCCCCCCCCUUCCACAAAUCCUGCCCAACUCACACACCUCACCAGAGAUUCCAUGAAACAAGUCCAAUGAUAUGCCACUGUUCUCGGGGAACAAAUAGGGGCUGUGUCUCUUUUAGGGACCCGGCCUGGUGGUGAGAUCCUAAUACUAGGGAAUGGUCCUUCCACCAUUGGGUAUCGUUGCCAUGGAAGUGGUACAGGAAGCCAUUGGUUGAAAUUCAUUUGCCAAGAAGAUAGGGAAGGGAAGAAGAACCCAAAUAAUGUAGGAGACAUCGAGGGUGGGGUUUGCUAAAUACAGUUAGACCUAAGAGUAUUUAGAGGAAGGGGAUGAUGAACUGCACAAGAGGUUGUGGAAAGGUAAAGAAGAAUAAGGAUGGAGAAAUGUCCCUUAGAUGAUCCUUGGCAUCUGAUAUCAGGACAGUCUCAGUAGAGAGGUGCAGGUGAGAGGUGGAGAAUCAGGUGUAAGGUCAGCAGUUACCUGUUACGCACGCAGUGGAUAGAAGAGGCAAAGUGAGUGAAAAUGAAGAGGAACAUGCGGAAGUCCCCGUUCUGUCCCCAGCUCUACAUACUGAAUAGGAAACAGGUUACCUUCAUCAGAGGUGAGAUCUUUCCAGCCCUACUGGAGCACGUUCCUGCUAUUCCUAGACUGUCACCCACUUAGUUUCACUCUCUUGUGUUUUCUUCUGGGCUUCUUAUACUAAUGGCAGGGCCAGGGCCUAAGAACCUUAUGGUGGCCCCAUGAUUUACUGUAUAAUCCAGCUGGCUGUUCUGGAAUCCCAGCAUACCUAAACCACAUACCUCAACAUACUCACACCACAUACCUCAACAUACUCACACAUCUCAACAUACCCUCACCGUGUUUAUCCACACAGACCUGAUAUAUUCCCACCUGAAGAGUCCAUGUUGAGGCCCCAAUGGACGAUGGAGUUUCGUAACCCUCUCUUUUCAUACAUACACGUUACCCCUGGGGGGGUAGUUGCUUCAAGUCUAGAGCACUGCUACACGUGACUCCCUAACCUUAUCUGGGCCCUCACAGAAGUACCCUCACAGAAGUAGUGGAGGAUAGGUCUCUAGGCUGAAUAACAUUGAUUCGCUCAAAGAGAAUUGGGUUCCCAAUGGGCAUUAUUUCUCAGGUUCCUGCUCCCAGAAUACCAGAUUUCUCAAAGGAUGUGCCAAUGGACUACACGACUGACUUGAGUCCCUACAGCCUGGUGAGUAGCACCUAGUGGACUGCCUUAGGGCUUAAUCUUCUUACUGAGGGCUCUUGCCCCAGGCUCUCCUGCAGUAUCCAAACCUCUAAAGAAUGAAGUCCAAUGGGGGAGAACCAUGUUCUCCAUCCCCUUAGACUAGGGAACAGGAACUGCCCUAACACUGGGUCUAUGUGAACACUUAUCUCCCCCAGAUAUGGGUAGGGAUACUUAACACCUUCACAUGCCCCACAUUUAUUUCUAGAUAUUAGUAAUGGUUCCACCUUUCUUCUCCAGACAAUUCUUUUUGAGCCAGUAGAGGAAAGCUGUCCUGGGGAACAUAAAUAUUCAUUGUCCACUCAUGGUAAGUCUCCUUGGGUCUAAUGAAUAUAGUUAGUGCACAGAAGAGCUGGUUUUCUCCAGGAACAGUUGGGUGUAGGUCCAGAUUGUGCUUCACUACAUAAACCUGCUCUGUAGGAGGCUCAAAUAAGCAUGG